Messenger RNA from Anguilla anguilla (European eel), 1968 nucleotides. RefSeq names its product tripartite motif-containing protein 6-like. NCBI's taxonomy places the organism in Eukaryota, Metazoa, Chordata, Actinopteri, Anguilliformes, Anguillidae. Bases 277 to 1650 code for a protein of 457 amino acids. The record is from RefSeq and is a predicted model, not a curated record. The transcript is spliced from 10 exons. Gene Ontology annotation, molecular function: protein binding.
UACUACACGCACGUCAGUUUACAUAUUAAACCGGAGAAAAGGUCCUUAAACUGAGGAACACUUCAGCAUGCGCACUGAGAAUAGCCUUUGCUAAACAUUUCACAAAGCUGAGGAUCAGCGAUAAUUUCAUAGUUACUCUAAUGCCGCAUUUGACAAGAUAUACACAUAUAUGAAGCAGCUACCUAAAAUAUAUACAUUACAAUCAUAUUUAAAUAAUUCAUGGUAGAAAAGCUGUAAACGCCAUGUAGAUAAAUUAUCAACAACAAAUAUGGCCGCAUGUUUCGUCUAUCUUCGUGUCCCGGAGAAACGCGAAUCUCUAAGUCUCCUCCUACCGCGCCGCAUGUAAACAAGGUCAAACAUAAAUUGCCGCAGACAACGCCGUGUCCCGUUCGAAGGACAAUAACCAAAAAGAUCAACCGACGUAUUCUGCACCAGCUGCAAAGAGCCCAGCGGACGAGGAGCAGAAUGGAGUGCCUGCGGUUCCUCGUCGAGCCGGCCAAAGAACUCACGAUCCGGCUGAAGGACUCUCGUGGGAAGGCAGAGAAAGUGAAGAAAGAGUCAUUGGUGGAGAGCCAGUUAUUUAUCAUGGAAUUGGCCAGAGAGCUUAGCCGCCUCUGCCAGCGGGCAGAGGUUCUGGGACACAUCUGGAAUGGGGAGGACGUCUGGCCCCCCCAGGUGUGCCAGGCCUUCAUCCUGGACUGGGCCUCACAGCUGGAGAGCCAGAUGACGGGCUGCCCAGACAAGCAUGACCAGGGCGAGCCGCAGGGGCACUGGAGCGAGGAGGACGUGGAGCGGGCACAGGGCACCGUCACGGCGUGGAGCAGGGGACUGAGGAGCCGGCCUGAGCUCAGCGUGUGGCCGGGGGAGUCGGUGGUUGUGACUCUAGAUGACCUGGAGGCCCAGUGGAAGAGGGGGAGGAUGCCGAACCUGCAGUCUGCCAUGGAGCUGGUCAUAUGGGCCGUGCUGACUGAGGGACUGGACAAGGAAGCUGUCCCUCGGCUGUGGCUCACCAGGAAGCAGAGACGACAGAAAAUUGCGGCUGCCCAAUACAUCCCCCACACAGUGUGGAACUGGAUCUGUGAAGCAUCAGUGGAGGUGACCCUUGACCUGGACACAGCGAACCCCGACCUGCUGAUCUCUCCGGGUGAGAAGAGGAUGCGCUGUGGCUUCGAGAGGAAGGACGUGCCCAACUUCCACGGGCGCUUCGACGGGUGGUGGUGCGCGGUGGGCGUGGGGGGCCUCCGGUCGGGGCGACACUAUUGGGAGGUGGAGGUGGGCGAGAGGGACUGGCGUUUGGGCGUGGCCAAGGAGUCGGCCCUGAGGAAGGGCUUCAAGUCCCUGAACACGGACACGGGGUACCUGACCCUACGCCUGGAGAGGGGCAGCGAGCUCAAGGCCCUGACCGUGCCCUACACCCCCCUGCCCUCCGCCCUCAUCCCCCGCAAGGUGGGCGUGUACCUGGACUGCGAGGAGGGCCAGCUGUCCUUCUACGACGCGGAGAAGCGCUCGCACAUCUACACCUACAACGAGGCCUUCGGCGAGGCCCUCUACCCGCUCUUCGGCACGGUGGAGAUCGUCAGGGACCUGGUCAUCAAGCCCGUGGGCGUCAGGGACCGCCCCUGCUGCUCCACGCUGUGUCUGCGCGCCUGAGCGCCCCCUACUGGCCACCUUCUCCAGUGCAACCGCACAGCGAUCCAGCCAGGCCUGUGCUCACCGCGGGGGAGAGGCUGGAGGUCCACUGCUGUAAAGACCCAUCAUUCUUUAAGCGUAGCUGCCCAACUGUCACUGCUACCUCCCUGUAUCUCCUUCAGCUCCUCGCUCAGUACAAUCCGGUAUAAGCUAGCUCAUACUGUACUUCUGCACAUGACUAAAAGACAUCACUGUUCCAUUGUUUUUGACUUGUGCAAGUCUAAUCCUGCAAUCAUGAUGCACUUUACGUGGUUAAUAAAUUGACCAGAUUGAAUGUGA